UCUCCAACUGCUUUCAUAAUGUUCAGCAGAAGCGUCCUUCGCCAGGCCACCCGGAUGGUGGCCCCUACUCGCCCUCUUGCCAUGUCGGCUAGAAAUAUGUCUGUCACACCCUUCAUGCGCGAGCAGNAGAAGCCCAUUCCGGAAGAGAAGGGAGAGCACGUUGGUUCCUUCUCCAGAACCGAUGACUCGAUCGAAAUUCCCUUCGAUGAGAAGGCUGUUCCCAAACAAGAACCUGUCCAAGGCCGCGGAGGCUUCCACUUCCAAAGAACUCUCGCCUCUUUCUCUCUUGAAGGCAAGACCGCUGUCGUCACUGGUGGUGCAAGAGGUCUCGGUCUGGUCAUGGCUCAGGCGUUGGUCGUUUCCGGAGCGGAUGUCGCCCUCGUCGAUCUCAACACCGAGAAGCAAGCAAAAGAAUUGGUCAAGGUCUUCAAGGACGAGAACCCUGGUGCUGACAGAGUACCAAAAGUCACUGGCCAUUACUGCGAUGGUGAGUCUCUAAGACUGAGACACUCUGUUGAGAGCGUCCUCUCCGAUGUAGUCAACCAGCACGGCAAGAUCGACAACCUUGUGACUUCAGCAGGCUUCACUGAGAACUUCGAUGCUAUUAAGUACCCCAUCGACCGUGUGAGAAAGCUCUGGGGCGUCAAUGUUGAUGGCACCUACCUCUUCGCUACUGGAGUUGCCCGUCAUCUUAUGGAGCGCAAGGCUCCUGGUAGCAUUGUCUUCAUUGGAAGCAUGAGUGGUGCAAUUGUCAACGUCCCACAGCCUCAGGCUCCCUACAACGCCUCCAAGGCCGCUGUUCGUCACCUUGGCCGCUCGCUGGCAGUUGAGUGGGCCCACGCUAACAUCAGAGUCAACGUCAUUGAGCCUGGUUACAUGGUUGAUCUGAUGGGUCCUGUUGUUUUCCUCUGCAGUGACGCCUCUAACUAUGUCACUGGAGCCGACCUGCGUGUCGAUGGUGGUUACACCUGCACUUAA
Messenger RNA from Aureobasidium musti, 978 nucleotides. Lineage: Eukaryota; Fungi; Ascomycota; Dothideomycetes; Dothideales; Saccotheciaceae. The record is from the annotation of a GenBank genome assembly.